AUGUUGUAUUGGUGUCUUGAUUGUUGUGUUGAUCAUCCUGUUGAUUUUAUUGCUGACCCUGUGAGGCAUGGAUUGAUCGAUGGAUUGACACAAGUGUGGCGGUGCAAGGCACCCCGCCAUUCAUCCAUCCAUCAAUCACAGCAACAGCAACAGCGGACAUCAACAUCAACGCAUCAACACAUCGACAUCACCAUGGAUAACCGCAGCCAUCCCCUCCUCCAACAAACCCCCCUGACAGUCAACCCCUUCCUCGACCUCCCCACCCCACCAACCCUGCCACACACCUACCAAUCCCUCCCCUCCACCCUCCCCUCCUCAGCUCUCCAAUCCCCACCAACUGCCACACACCCCAACCUCCCGGCAUACAUUACAUCCCCCACAGGAGACUUUUCCGCCCAUCCACACACUCUUCUCCACCAGAGUCGCGCACUGGUGGAACAGUUGAGCCGGCAGAUAGAGGAGGGAAUGAGAGUGGUGGAGGAGUGGGAGAGGGGUAUCCGGGAGAGGGAAUUGGCGGAGAAGAGGAGGAGGGCGCCGGGUUGGUUGGAUAGUGAGGUGAGAGUGUUGGAGCCGGAGAGGAGGGAUGUACAUACUCAUACGGAAGGCGAGGGCAAUUUGAUGGAUGAGCCGGUGAGGGAGGAGAAGGAGAAGGGAGAGGGAGAGGAUUUGGGUGAUGCCAUGGAUCGCGCGUUUGGGAGUGGCUUGGGGGGAUGA
Molecule: messenger RNA, 714 nt
Organism: Ramularia collo-cygni
Lineage: Eukaryota; Fungi; Ascomycota; Dothideomycetes; Mycosphaerellales; Mycosphaerellaceae
Exons: 2
Coding region: 1-714 (237 amino acids)
Source: RefSeq, a predicted model, not a curated record